AUGAACAGCAAAGUUUACUACCCUCCUGAAAAUCAAUUAAAAUCCCCUGAAAAAUCUCAAAUCCAUAAAGAAAAAAUAGCAGCUCCUUCUAGCAGCCUUGAUUUGCUUCUAAACAGUUCCAAUGACAAACUAGAAAUGAGGACAUACAAAAGUCCUAUCCUCAGAGAAAAAAUUAAAGUCAACGAUCUUGCAUCAAAGCCAAGCAAACGCAAAGAAGGCAAAAUUGAACGGUCUAAAAGCCAAAUUGUGAAUGAUUUCCGUUGAAGCCCACAUAAAGAAUAUAAAUGCAAUGGAAAACUUACAGAAAAAACAUUAAAUGAAGCAUCACUAAUGAACCAGAAACUAGAAAUGACUAAUAAGAUUAAAAAAAUAAUAAAAAAAGCGAAAGAUAAGAAAAAGAAACUCCGUGACCCUCUCCAUAGAGAAAUAAGCCUUAUUAUUUCCAAAACAUUGGUUAAAGAUAAAAUACAUGACCCGAUAACUGGCACAAUAAAACAAUAUAACAUUGACCGUUCCCGUCCACUUUCUUUAGGCAAUAAAAAGGCGCCCAUCAUUUCUGGUAAAAUCAAUGAAUUUUCACCUCCGAGAUCCGCAUAUGUGAGUGCUAGGGAUGAUAAAUGCCAUCAAAAAACCAUUAAUCCUAUUACAGGUGAAACUAAAGAAAGCUUCCACACCCGUUCUAUUUCUUACGAAGAAGAUAAAUUUUCCCCACCGAAGUCAGCAGCAUCUACUGUAUCCAGUGCAAAUUUUGAGACUUUUUCUAUUAAUCGCUCGCCAUCUCCAGUCGAUUAUUCAAGUAUGUUCAACUCAAAAAAAAUCCUCAAGGGAAUGGGAGCUCAUUAUCAGAAAUCAAACUUAACUUAGCUUAACUUAAGUAGACGGGCUCAUGCCCUUAAUUUUAACGCAAUCACCGAGGAUCCCUUGGGGGAUUCAUCCGCUUUGCGACCUUUCUUCCGUCGGGUCUCCUCCUUGUCUCUUGUAAAAGGCUCCAGUGUUGAGUGGGCAGAUUACGGGUUUGUGCGGCCUCCUGAGGCUGAGAGAAAACGAAAUUGGUAUUCCGAAACCCCAAAAAAAUGGAGUUUCUGGUAGCCUGUCGGCAAAAGGGUGAAGUCCAGAUCCUGGGACGUAACGCCCAGUUUCACGCUAGGCAGUUGCCCGAUGGAUCUAGGUAUUACCUGUAGACCUUGCUGGGCUUGCCCUUUCCAAAUCUGGACCCUCCUUUUCUUCGAGGUAAAAAACCAGUCUCGAAUUUGGACUUGGGCUAGGCUCUGCUACCUGCAGAAUUGGUUACCAUAGCAUUGCUGUCCUUUUCAAGGCUAGAAAAACCUUGCCGGAUAUAAUUAAAAUAUGUAUGGCUGUGAGGCCAUACCUAGACGAAGACGCCAUAUAUUUUAAUUAUAUCAGAAAUCAAACGUUUUUUAA
This is a messenger RNA of Blepharisma stoltei, 1422 nucleotides long. The record is from the annotation of a GenBank genome assembly. Lineage: Eukaryota; Ciliophora; Heterotrichea; Heterotrichida; Blepharismidae.